Molecule: messenger RNA, 567 nt
Organism: Pipistrellus kuhlii (Kuhl's pipistrelle)
Lineage: Eukaryota; Metazoa; Chordata; Mammalia; Chiroptera; Vespertilionidae
Gene: SAP18
Product: Sin3A associated protein 18
Exons: 4
Coding region: 91-552 (153 amino acids)
Biological process (GO): negative regulation of DNA-templated transcription
Cellular component (GO): nucleus
Molecular function (GO): transcription factor binding; transcription corepressor activity
Source: RefSeq, a predicted model, not a curated record
AGCCUCCAGCUUCUCGCGAGACGCUUCAUUCGCACGCUCGCUGCCAGGGUCGGAGGUCAGAGCGAGCCUUUCGGGGACCACAGGAGGAAGAUGGCGGUGGAAUCGCGCGUCACCCAGGAGGAAAUUAAGAAGGAGCCGGAGAAGCCAAUCGACCGGGAGAAGACGUGCCCGCUGCUGCUGCGCGUCUUCACCACCAACAACGGGCGCCACCACCGCAUGGACGAGUUUUCCCGCGGGAACGUGCCGUCCAGCGAGCUGCAGAUCUACACCUGGAUGGAUGCAACCUUGAAAGAACUGACUAGUUUAGUAAAAGAAGUCUACCCAGAAGCUAGAAAGAAGGGCACACACUUCAACUUUGCAAUUGUUUUUACCGAUAUUAAAAGACCUGGUUAUCGGGUGAAGGAGAUUGGCAGCACCAUGUCUGGGAGAAAGGGGACUGAUGAUUCCAUGACCCUGCAGUCCCAGAAGUUUCAGAUAGGAGAUUAUCUGGACAUAGCAAUCACCCCUCCGAAUCGGGCACCACCUCCUUCAGGGCGCAUGAGGCCCUAUUAAAUUUUAUUGACCAUU